Pogona vitticeps (central bearded dragon) is the source of this 7009-nucleotide messenger RNA. The record is from RefSeq and is a predicted model, not a curated record. Lineage: Eukaryota; Metazoa; Chordata; Lepidosauria; Squamata; Agamidae.
CCCUCGACCAACCUGGACUAGAGCCUGCCUCUCUUCCGGUGUCUGAACAGAAAAUCUCGGCGAAAGGGAGCGGAGAGUUUUCGGUUUUUAAAUUGCCUGCUUCCCUUUCCUCUCCGGCUAACUUUCCCCUCGCCUGGUUUUCCUGUGACACGAGUGUGACUGAGGAGGAGGUGGUGGCCGGCGCUUCCCUUCUCCCUGAGUCUCGGGCUUGGGAGAAGAGGAAGAGGAAGAUGACGAGCCAGUGCAAUUAGCCUAACAAGAGACGGGUGGUGGCGGCGGCAGGAGGAGGAGGAGGCGCGGCGGCGGCGGCGGUUUCUCCUCCCCGGGCCGCUGACACAUUCCUCUUUCUCUCCUCGUUGAGGCGAUGGAGGGAGACGCUUCUGAAUCUCCCUGAAAAAGUCCGGCGGGAUCAUCUCGUCUUUUCCCCCCUCACCCACCCCCUCAUGGCAGCUUCUUGAGCACUGGGAGGAAUCCCUUCCCUCCCUGGAAAAACACACAUACAAAAAAAACCAUUGUAGGAGACGGGCUUUGGCUACCAUCUGUGUACACGUUUCUCUUUCCUGAAUGGAGGAUAUAUAGUUUUUCUUUUUGGGUUUUUUUUAAGGGGAAAAGAGCUUUCUUUUUAAAUUAGCUUUUCUGGAAAGCUGUCUCCUCUUUCCCCUGGUCUUUCUUUUUUCUUUCCUGGUAUAUACUUUUUUUUUGGCUGUGUUUUCUUAUUUUUGGUGCGCUCGCGUGCUGUCCCCCCCAAUGUGGGCUCCAGAGGAUUUGUUCUUUUGUAACUGGGACAUGAAAUAAUGGCGACCCGUUGGGCAGCGGGGCCACCGGGGAGAGAUGGAGACCCUCGGCCGCCCGAAGUCCCCAGGAGGAGCUGCAGCAGCAGCAGCCAGCCAUCCAAACAAAAUGAUGGAAAAGUACAAAGUGAAGCAGAGGAUGAAGAACCUUUUGCAUGGCCCAGUGCCAAAACAGUAGUUUUACGAAGAACAUCAGAGGGCUUUGGCUUUACCUUGCGGCAUUUCAUUGUUUAUCCCCCGGAGUCUGCUAUUCAGGUUUCUUUCAAGGAUGAAGAGAAAGGAAAUAAAAGUGGGAAGCGACGAAACAGAUUGGAGCCAAUGGAUACCAUAUUUGUUAAACAGGUUAAGGAAGGAGGGCCUGCUUUUGAAGCUGGAUUAUGCACAGGUGACAGAAUUAUAAAAGUGAAUGGGGAAAGUGUUCUAGGGAAGACAUAUUCUCAAGUAAUUGCUUUAAUUCAGAACAGUGGCAGCAGUUUGGAACUUAGUGUUAUGCCAAAAGAUGAAGACAUCCUUCAGCUGCUUUUACUGUGUUUUCCUGUUUUCUGCCAGCUGCAGUUUUCAAAGGAUGUUACAGCACUGGCAUAUUCCCAAGAUGCCUACCAGAAGGGCAAUGAAGCCUACAGUGGGAAUGCCUUCAAUAUACCUGAACCACCACCAAUAUGUUAUCCUCGGUUAACAUCUCCAGCUUCUGUAAUGGCACAAUCUAUUGACAAAGUGUCUCCUGACUCUUCACUGGGAAAACAACCAAUUAGUAGACCUGUAUGGACAUCCACACCAUCAGAAAAGGCCUACAGAAUGGAAAUACAAGUGCCUCCAGAUAUUGCAAAAUCUAACACAGCCGUCUGUGUUUGCAAUGAGACUGUAAGAACUGUUGUUGUGCCUUCUGAGAAGGCUGUAGACUUCUCAUCGUGUAGAACAAAUCACACUAGUCUGUCACCCUGGACAGAGGAAGUGAGACAUGGUUUCAAGGAACAGACCACUCUAAAAACAAAAGCACAGAUCACAUCACCAUCGUCUUCAAUGCCCACUGCCAUUGUACUUCCUCAGACACCACUUACAAGGCCAGCAGAUCCCACUGGAAUAGCUAGCAAAUCUGGAAACGAUGGAGGUCAUCCAGAAGGUACCUCAACUACUAGAUCCCCAACUCAAAGCCCAGGUUCUGCUUCUGUGACUAUGAAUCACUACACUUCUUUGAAUUCCCACCAACAGAUAGACUGGAAAAAUUACAAAACAUACAAAGAAUACAUUGAUAAUAGACGUUUGCAUAUGUACGGUUGCAGAACUAUACAGGAAAGGUUAGACAGUUUAAGAGCGGCAUCUCGGAACACAACCGAUUAUAAUCAGGUGGUACCAAUUCGCACUGUUCCACCGGUACGACGCAGAAGCACUUCUCAUGAUAGAGCCCUACAGUCUGUUUCAGUCCGGCGAAGAAGUAUGUCACAAGAAAGACUAGAGGAUCCUGUAUUGUUGAAAGAAUGGCCAAGGAGUGCCUCGCAAGACACUUUAACCUCACCAUCUCUCAGUCCCAGGAAUCAUAGGACACGGUCAUGGGACUACUUAGGCAAACAGGGUGAAUUGUCAGGAAAUUUUCACUCUGACAAUCUUGUAGAUGCAAACAGAGACAGGAAAAAGACUUACAAACGGACUGGAUUUCCUGAACAGGAUGAUUGGCGAGAGAUUUAUGAGAGGUCCCAGCAACAUGGAUUUCAGGUUCACUCGUCCCUUCGAGGCUCAAAUUUUUCUGUGGCUCCAGGUGCUUAUAAUGCAGAUGGUAGACUCUUAAGCAGCAGGGCUUUAGGGCCUCCCUCUCAAUUCCAGAAGGUUCAACCAGAUGCAAAAAUACUUCAGUCUGGUCGAAAUUUGCCAGCUGCUGGUGGAACUUCAAAGCCUACAAGCUUUUUUCAGGAAAGAUCAUCUCACUCGAUAUCUAGAAGCACAAGAAGCAAUUCUCUGAAGACUUCCAUACCCUAUGCAGUGAAACCAUCACUUCCCCUUAAUCAGAGCCUGGAUAGUGUUAUUACUAAAGACCAAAGAGAAGUAAAUCACGUGCAUCACAGUGGUUUGUUAAAUCAGCAGCCAAGGAUACAAGGAGAAAGUGUACCAGAUCACAAAGUAGACAUAGGAAACAGUACCCUUUCUCCUGCUUCCUGCACAGCUUCUGCCAAAUUUGUCCCACAGCUGAGUGAGCACUUAUCUACCUCAGUUAAUUUAGAUGUCUCUGUCAGACGGAAGGUUCUAGAUUUUGAAAAACAGUCUGAGAUUCAGACAAUGGAUGUUGCAAAUGAUGAAGCAGAAACAGUUGUAUUGCGGGACAAAUCUCCUUCUGGCCAUCAAACACCACAGCCUUUGCGACAUCCAUCCUACAUCUUAGCUGUAAAUGAUCAGGAGCCUGCCUCAGAGACUACUUGUUGGCUACCCAAUGAUGCCCGCCGAGAGGUCCAUAUAAAAAGGAUAGAAGAAAGGAAAGCUUCUAGCUCCAGCCCAGCUGGUGAUUCCCUGGCAUCUAUUCCAUUCAUAGAUGAGCCAGCUAGUCCCAGCACUGACCAUGAUCUUGCCAACAUUCCAGCUUCUGCUGUUAUUUCAGCAUCUUCCUCAAGAGCACCCACCAUUACAACAGUUCCUCCUAGCCCUACCUCUCGUGUACCUUUAAUUCGACGUCAGCUGUCCCAUGAUCAUGAAUCUAUCAGGACUAGUAUUGUGGAUGUCCAGUUUCCUGCAAAAAGUGAAAGGUCCAAGUCAUAUGAUGAAGGACUGGAUGACUAUAAAGAAGGAAAAGUGGCUAUAAAGCAUGUAUCCAGCUUAAAGGGAAUCAAGGCUCCAGAUAGCCAGUCAUCUUCGGAAAACUCAGGUUCCAGAAAAGCUUCCUCUUCAGAGGUAUUUGGUGAUGCUUCCAAGGAAGGAUGGCUCUAUGUUCGACAGCUAGUCACAGACAAAGGAAAGAGAGUUGGUGGAAGCAUUCGACCAUGGAAACAGAUGUAUGUGGUUCUAAAAGGCUGUUCGUUGUACUUGUAUAAGGAUAAAAAAGAACAGACCAUGCCCUCAGAGGAGGAGCUGCCCAUCAGUAUCAAUGCCUGUUUGAUAGAUAUUUCAUACAGUGAUACAAAGAGGAAACAUGUAUUUCGGCUCACAACAUCAGAUUGUGAAUACCUCUUUCAGGCUGAAGAUAGAGAUGACAUGCUGGCAUGGAUUAAGGCCAUCCAAGACAACAGCAACUUAAAUGAUGAGAACAUAGGUGUCACAAGCAAAGACCUCAUUAGCCGGAGGAUUAAAGAAUACAACACCAUGAUGAGUCCUUCAUAUGGGAAAACAGAGCCAUCCUCCAAAACAGCCCGCCAGACCCUGAGUAUAAGACAGACAUUCCGUGGUGCUAAAAUGGAGCAAAGAACCCAGUCUCCACAUUCUCCCAAGGAUGAAUCAGAGAGGAAAUUACCUACUAAAGAAAAAGAUGAGACUAGCCCACCAAAAGACAAAGGUACAUGGAGAAAAAACAUUCCUCAUAUCAUGAGAAAAACGUUUGAGAAGAAGGCAUCUGCAGUUGGCACCUUUGGGGUCCGGCUGGAUGACUGUCCCCCAGCUCAGAGCAAUAAGUAUAUUCCACUCAUAGUUGAUAUAUGCUGCAAACUGGUUGAAGAAAGAGGUCUUGAAUAUACAGGCAUUUAUAGGGUUCCAGGGAAUAAUGCAGCUAUCUCAAGCAUGCAAGAGGAACUGAACAAAGGGAUGACAGACAUUGAUAUUCACGAUGAUAAAUGGCGAGACUUGAAUGUUAUAAGUAGUUUACUGAAAUCCUUCUUCAGAAAACUUCCGGAACCUCUCUUUACUAAUGACAAAUACGCAGAUUUCAUUGAUGCCAAUAGAAAGGAAGACCCAGUGGAGCGAUUAAAAACACUAAAAAGGCUGAUCCACGAUUUACCUGAACACCAUUAUGAGACACUCAAAUUUCUCUCAGCACAUCUGAAGACUGUAGCAGAAAACUCAGAAAAGAACAAGAUGGAACCAAGAAAUCUGGCAAUAGUGUUUGGUCCAACUCUUGUGAGAACAUCUGAAGAUAAUAUGACACACAUGGUUACCCAUAUGCCCGAUCAAUACAAAAUUGUAGAAACGCUUAUUCAAAAACAUGACUGGUUUUUUGCAGAAGAUGAUGCUGAAGACCCCCUUACAGCAGUUCAGGAGGAAAACACAGUAGAAUCUCAGCCAGUGCCAAACAUAGAUCAUUUACUCAGCAACAUUGGAAGGACGGGAGUAUCUCCUGGAGACGUAUCAGAUUCAGCAACUAGUGACUCUGCAAAAUCUAAGGGUUCUUGGGGAUCCGGAAAGGGUCAUUAUAGCAGGGAAAUGUUUAAGUCCUCCAUCUUUGCAGCAACCAGUCGCAAGCGUAAGAAACCCAAAGAGAAACAUCCUAGCAGCUCUGAAGAUGAGGUGGAUAGUGUGUUUUUCAAGAAGGAAUCUGCAGAGGAUUGUUCUGGGGGUUCAGCGAAAGAGGAGGCUCUUAAAGAAGAAUUAGAUAAAGAGGCGGCAGGAAGAAAACUGAGAACCGUGAUUCCAAAAGAAAAGGAGAACACUGUGAAAAAACAUUCCACCAAUGAUGAAGUGGUACCAGCAAGAACAGAGAGUGUGCCUUCAGAGGAUGCUUCAGCUCCUUGUCUACAAAAAUACAUGAGAUCUCCAAAUCUCAGCUUUCGGCACAGUGCACAGAAGGGUGGCACAAAGCCACCCGUUUCUCAAAUCUCUUCUCAGAUGGAAGAAACAGUUUCUGACUCAGGCACUAUGCUCAGCAGUUCUUCACAGGCUUCUCUGCAGAGACUCCACUCUAAAAAUUUCCCUAAUCCUGAAAAUAAAUGCAGGGAGUUUUUAGCAGCUGAUGUCAGCUCCAUCACUUCAGAUUAUUCAACAACCUCAUCUAUGACCAAUCUAACUGGCCUAGAUUCCAGCAUGCUAAACCCUGAAAUGCACUCAGUGAUGGAGAAUAAAGGAGAGGAAGCGGAUGAUGAGAGAAGUGAAUUGGUAAGUGAAGGUCGCCCUGUGGAAACCGACAGUGAGAGUGACUUCUCUGUUUUUGCUUCAAGUUCUGCUGCAGAGAGACUGUUCAGGGGGAAAGGACAGGACAUGGUGAAGGGCAUCCGGAGAAACUCAGAGGAGAGUGAAGUGAGUUGGACGGAGGGCAGUUUGACACCAAAGUUGGAUAGUCGUAGAUUAUUCAGUUCACACAAACUUAUUGAAUGUGAUACCUUAUCCCGGAAGAAGUCAGCCAGGCACAAGACAGAUAGCGAAGGAUCAGGAGAUGCUAAGGGUGAAAAGGAGUCACCAGCGGUGACCAAAAUGAUUGACAUGAUGAAGAAAGGAAAGUCAACAAGCAGCUUAGCUGCAUCAGCCAGAAGUGAGCCUGAGAAACAGGAGCCUACAUGGAGACUCAAAAUUACAGACAGGUUAAAACUGCGUCUCAAGUCAUCAGCAGAUGAUAUGUUUGGAGUUGGCAAUCAAAAAUCAAGCUCUGCUGAGGUCUCCAAGAGAAAAAACAUCAGGCGAAGGCACACCUUAGGAGGCCAGAGAGAUUUUGCUGAAAUAAGUGUUCUGAACACAUGGAAAGCUCAAGAAAAAAAUCCAGACAGGGAGAAAGACGUUUCAGCAGUGAAUCGGUUGAAACCGAAAUGUUCUGCACAGCACUUCUCAAUUUCAGACUGGCUUGCACUAGAGCGUCUACGCACUAGCACAACGGACCUUAAUAUGAGUGAUAGCAAAAAGCCCAAACAGGAAAACAAUAGCAGACUGGCAAAUGCAUCAAAGGCAGAUCUCUCUUUGCCGGCAGAAACUUGGGCAGAGGAAGGUGGUUCAUCUUCUAGUAGUAGUUUGACUCUGAUUCCUAGAACACCAGUGUCGGGACCACUACAGCCACUAGACCAUGUGAAUGGAGAAGGCUACCAGAACGUGAACAAAAACAACUUCAGCCCAACAGUUGAUGCUCAUCCACAUAAAUUAUCCGCAACACAGGUGGUUAGAUCUCAAUUCUACCAGUAUAUUUGAGAUGAAGAAAGCAGCAAUUUGAAAGCAGCUCCUUUUUAAACCCAUCUCCAGUUGUUCUGUAUAUGUUUUCCUGUACCGUGUUACAUUGCAGCUAUAUGAGGAGGUUUAUUUCAUCAGUCUGCACUGUGAAAAAAAAGGUCUUUACAGUGCAUUAAUACAGCCUGAAUAUUUGGGGGUGGGGGGAGGGUAGAGUUUAAAAU